Messenger RNA from Laccaria bicolor S238N-H82, 1039 nucleotides. RefSeq lists its product as uncharacterized. The transcript has 3 exons. NCBI's taxonomy places the organism in Eukaryota, Fungi, Basidiomycota, Agaricomycetes, Agaricales, Hydnangiaceae. The record is from RefSeq and is a predicted model, not a curated record. The coding region runs from base 1 to 933 and encodes 310 amino acids.
AUGAAACCGUUCACCCUCUUCUUUGGCGCAAGUGACGAAAUUACUACAUAUGAAGUAACUCAUAACCCUUCAUAUGAACUGGUCAUGCACACAGUAAACCACCUUCGGGAUCGCCUUCUUAAAGAACAAGUUCUCCGUGUCCCUUUCCUCCACAUUUUUACGAACUGUUAUAACGAUGAUAGCGAGUUUCCUCGCGACUUGGCACCUUGCACUCCUGUCGCCGACCGGGUCUCAAAUCUGGUCAAAAUCAGAAGAAUCCGAGAGCAUCCCCCUACCGAUGCUGAUGUGGUCGAAUUCCUCACAAACGCCUUUCCCGAUUUAUAUCUCGCUCAUGGUGAUUUUGGGCCAGAAGGUGUCAGCUGGGUAGAGACAAUGAGUGGAAGAGAAGAGGCUGACAGUCAGAAGAUAACGAUCAACGGCAAGCUUGUACUGCUGUGGCUGCAAAUUGUAAAUACCCCCAUUACAGUUGGGCCAGCACGGCUCUCGCUAAUGUUCAUUGCGAUUUUUCUGCAUGAACUUGCUCACAGUGCACUAGUUUGGUAUGGCAGGGGUGUGUGUGACAGUCCACAAAUUGGGGGUAUUGAGAGAGAGGGUGGAAAUUAUGUUGAACAGGCGUUCUUUGGAGGAAUUACCCUCGCAGAGUUUGAGUUGGAACCGAUGCAGCUUGUGGAAAUCGGAAUCCAGCAAGGGGCGUCAUUUUACAUCAUUGAGAAUGAUUUGGCCAAACAACUUGUACGCUUUGACACCUCCAAUGGUCUCCCUCUCCUCGAUAUCACAACCCUCUCUCCCUCACCUCCUGCCACCUUUGGCCGUGUCCGUGCCAAAUUUAAUAAGGCAAUGAGUAACAUCGGGGUUCUACCAGCACCGAAAAAAAUGUCGGCAACACGUGCACAGCCAUUGCUAAAGAACGAUAAGAAACGUAGGAUGGUUUAAAAGCUUAAGGAUGUGAAGGGAGCUCUUUUUUGUAACCCAAAUACUCAGUUUUGAGAGAUCGUUGUAUUUUGUAGUUACUCUUCGCCUUGAAAUUGUUGUACAUCCG